Messenger RNA from Erythranthe guttata (spotted monkey flower), 1295 nucleotides. Lineage: Eukaryota; Viridiplantae; Streptophyta; Magnoliopsida; Lamiales; Phrymaceae. The record is from RefSeq and is a predicted model, not a curated record.
UUCAACAGGAAUAUGUAGCUUGCUUUCACUUCAAAAUCUCUUCAUUUCCUUACGCAGAAGCAAUAUUUGUUCAAGCACCACAAGCAAAAAACAACUCCAUCUCCACAAAUAUAUAUAGUACCCGAAAUCCCAUCUCAAAUUAACCCGGUAAUUAUUUUCAGAUAAAACAUACAUUGGAAACUAAUUUCUUACCAUAGAUAUUAUUACAUGGAGAUUGGCAAGAAAAUGGCUCUUCUUGUGGGGUGCAACUACCCCAACACACCCCACGAGCUCCAUGGAUGCCACAACGAUGUUCUCGCCAUGCGUGAGAUUCUCAUAACUCGAUUUAAAUUCGACCCGAAAUUUAUUGAGCUUCUGAUAGACAAGCCCAAAAAUUCGAUCAUGCCCACAGGCGCCAAUAUCAAGAACACACUAACGAAAAUGAUCGAUCGGGCAGAAAAAGGAGACACCUUGUUUUUCCAUUACUCUGGCCAUGGAACUUUGAUCAAUAAAAAUUCAUCCAAGCAAGAGGAAGCAAUUGUACCUUGUGAUUUCAAUCUCAUCACCAGUGCUGAUUUCAGGCAGCUUGUGAAUCGUGUUCCGAAAGGAGCAGCCUUUACUAUCCUGUCUGAUUCUUGCCACAGUGGAGGGCUUAUAGACAAAGAAACAGAGCAAAUAGGCCCUGAAAAAGAAAAAGAAAACGGCGUUAAUCAGGACUCUUACAAGACGAAAGAGAUUCCAUUUGAAUCAUUACUGCAGUACUUCACAUCCUUAACAAACAAAAUCAACAGAGACAUAGGCACACACUUGCUCGAAGUGUUUGGAGAAGAUGCUAGCAUCAUGUUUAACGAGCUCCAGCCAAUCGAAAAGAAGCCGUUGAAGCCAGACGAAGGGAUCUUGCUUAGUGGCUGCCAAACAAAUGAAACUUCAGCUGAUGUGGAAAUUAAUAAUAUGGAUAAUGGAAGAAAACCUUGUGGAGCCUUUAGUAAUGCUGUUCAAAUGGUCUUGAAGGAAAACCGAGGCCCGUUGAGCAACAGACAAAUUGUGAUGCUGGCUAGAAAGAUUCUGAUGAUGCAGCACUUCAACAACCAGCAUCCUUGUCUCUAUUGCAGUGACGAGAAUGCCGAUGAAAUGUUCUUGAGUCCACCACAGAAGACAUGUCAUGUGCAUGAGAUAUAGCAUGUGUAAAUCCUGCCUUAAGUUCUUGUUUAUUAUGACAAGAGGAUAAUAAGAUUUGUGCAAAAUGUAAUCAUUUGUUCAAAAUUAAACUAAAGAAAGUAUAUUGACAUAAAACAACUACAUCGAAAAAAAAAAAA